This is a messenger RNA of Paramecium octaurelia, 570 nucleotides long. The record is from the annotation of a GenBank genome assembly. Lineage: Eukaryota; Ciliophora; Oligohymenophorea; Peniculida; Parameciidae.
AUGUAUUUUUCUUCAUACAUCUUAGACAGAUCAAAUUCUUUUCAUUUAUUAGUUGAAAUAAAGGAGGAUUUGAAAAAAUCAUUUGAAAAUAUUAGAAUUAGAAAUAAUUAUAUCGACAUAACAGUUAUGUUAACUCAGUCUUCUUUUCUCCUGAUGGCAAGUUGUUCGCAUCUUAUUAUUAUAAUAACUCUAUCCGUUUAUGGGAAAAAGCCAAAUUAGAUGGUGGUCAUAUUGAUGGAAAAUCACUCUGUUUAGGAAAAGAAUUUCAAUUUUCAGAAUAAAAUUUUAAAGAGACAGGAUAAUCCAACAUUCCAAAAGGGUAAUUACUUCUGUAUUUAUUACUUAGCUGUCUAAUCUUUUAAGGAGAAUUUGUAGAUUAUAAGGGAUUCAGUUUGCGAUUUUUUUAAGUCUGUAGGCAGUUUGUUGUUAGAAUCCAUUAAAUUAGAAAAAAAAUUGAAAAAUAUAUUAAAAAGCCAUUUAAAGAAAUAAUGUCAAUUUUAUUCAUUUGUUAUCGAUUGCAUAUUUCUUUCAUUAACUGUCCCCUUUAUUCGUAAAUUUAUUGUUUUGUGA